Molecule: messenger RNA, 483 nt
Organism: Notothenia coriiceps (black rockcod)
Lineage: Eukaryota; Metazoa; Chordata; Actinopteri; Perciformes; Nototheniidae
Gene: ndufs4
Product: NADH:ubiquinone oxidoreductase subunit S4
Exons: 3
Biological process (GO): electron transport chain
Cellular component (GO): respiratory chain complex I
Source: RefSeq, a predicted model, not a curated record
ACAGCUGGAUGUGCUUUGUUUCCGUCCCUUCAGGACAUCACCACCCUGACAGGGGUCCCGGAGGAGCACAUCAAAACACGGAAGGUUCACAUCUUUGUUCCCGCCAAAACAGCCAUGCAGUCGGGAAGCCACAACACAACGUGGAAGCUGGACUUUGACACCAGGGAGCGCUGGGAGAACCCUCUGAUGGGCUGGUCCUCAACUGCGGAUCCCUUAUCCAACAUGAUGCUCAGCUUCUCCUCCAAGGAAGAUGCCAUCGCUUUCGCUGAGAAAAAUGGUUGGAGCUACGACGUAACGGAGAAGAGGAGCGCAAAGCCCCGAGUGAAGUCCUACGGAGCCAACUUCUCCUGGGACAAGAGGACCCGGAGGUCCGGCAAGUAAACUGAAGACGCCCAUCUGUUUUCGGCGUGACCCCCGAGUGUCCCGCAGCAGACCUGUAUCAUUCUUGUCAAUAAAAGCCUAAUUAUAUGUGUGUGAACCAAA